GGCCACUGCUUCCUGCACCGCUCAGCCUCGCUCACCCACCAGAGCCCGACACCUGAGCCAUGGGUCGACAAAAGGAGCUGGUGUCCCGCUGCGGGGAGAUGCUCCACAUCCGCUACCGGCUGUUUCGACAGGCGAUGGCAGAGUGUUUGGGGACCCUCAUCCUCGUGAUGUUUGGCUGUGGCUCUGUGGCCCAGGUAGUGCUCAGCCGAGGCACACAUGGUGGCUUCCUCACCAUCAACCUGGCCUUUGGCUUUGCUGUCACCCUGGGCAUCCUCAUAGCUGGCCAGGUCUCUGGAGCCCACCUGAACCCUGCUGUAACCUUUGCCAUGUGCUUCUUGGCCCGAGAACCCUGGAUCAAGCUGCUGGUCUAUACCCUGGCUCAGACCCUGGGAGCCUUCUUGGGUGCUGGGAUCAUCUUUGGGCUUUACUAUGAUGCGAUCUGGGGCUUCGCCAACAAUCAGCUGGUAGUCUCAGGCCCCAACGGCACAGCUGGCAUCUUUGCCACCUACCCCUCAGGACACUUGGACAUGAUCAAUGGCUUCUUCGAUCAGUUCAUAGGCACAGCCUCCCUCAUCGUGUGUGUGCUGGCCAUCGUCGAUCCUUACAACAAUCCUGUUCCCCGUGGCCUGGAGGCUUUCACCGUGGGCCUGGUGGUCCUUGUCAUCGGCACCUCCAUGGGCUUCAACUCUGGCUAUGCUGUCAACCCUGCUCGGGACUUCGGCCCCCGCCUUUUCACUGCCAUCGCUGGCUGGGGCUCAGAAGUCUUCACGACCGGCCGGCACUGGUGGUGGGUGCCCAUUGUCUCUCCGCUCCUGGGCUCCAUUGCGGGUGUUUUUGUGUAUCAACUCAUGAUUGGCUGCCACCUGGAGCAGCCCCCACCCUCUACCGAGCAGGAGAACGUGAAGUUGGCCCACGUGAAGCACAAGGAGCAGAUCUGAGUGGGCAGUGGCCAUGUCUUUCGUGUCCCUUCCCUUGAGCAUUAACCACCAUGCAGGGACUGUUCCUUAGAAGCCCCUUUGUGUCACCCCUCGUGUCGAUCCCAGCUAGCCAACCUCCUCCAGGAUUCCCACUGGACCCUGCCCAAUUGGACAGGGGGAGAGAAUGGGUAGCAGAGUGUGUGUGUGUGUGUGUGUGUGUGUGUGUGCACAUGGGCGCACGUGUGUGGUUUCCAAGAUAUUCAGGGCAAGAAACCAAGUUUUCCUAAAGGAUCCUAAUGGUACAGACAGCCAAAAGGAAGGGAGAGCACUGUGACCCUCUGUGAGUGAGGGCAGUGCCAAGGUAUGUGUAUCUAGAGGCUCCCUAUGGAGGACGGUCCAGGUGUGUGUGUGUGUUUCUGAGUAUGUGUGCCCGUCAUUUUUCCUAAGUUGUCUUGUCCAGGCUUUUGGGAGGAGGGGCCCCUGCUGAGGUCUGGAGCUCUAGAAUCCCUGAGUUAGAGCCCUAUAAUAUGUUUCUGUCAUAAAAUAGGCACAGGGGAGGGGGUGAAGUCCAGGUCAUAAGUUUCAUGUUUGUUUUUAUGUUGUUUUAAAAAUAUAUAUCAGAUGUUACAGUCUUAGGAGUGGGAGUUAGGAGACUCUAAUAAAAGGGUCUUCUCCCUGUUAAUACUUCAUUCGACAGUGUAUUCUUUUGCCUUUUAUAAAAAAAUAAUAAAAUAUAUGUCUAAAAUUGCCAA
This is a messenger RNA of Cavia porcellus (domestic guinea pig), 1669 nucleotides long. It is a transcript of the gene Aqp3, whose product is annotated as aquaporin 3 (Gill blood group). Gene Ontology annotation, biological process: water transport; glycerol transmembrane transport. Lineage: Eukaryota; Metazoa; Chordata; Mammalia; Rodentia; Caviidae. Gene Ontology annotation, cellular component: basolateral plasma membrane; plasma membrane. The coding region runs from base 60 to 938 and encodes 292 amino acids. Gene Ontology annotation, molecular function: urea transmembrane transporter activity; glycerol channel activity; water channel activity. The record is from RefSeq and is a predicted model, not a curated record. The transcript has 6 exons.